Messenger RNA from Fimicolochytrium jonesii, 1638 nucleotides. RefSeq lists its product as uncharacterized. NCBI's taxonomy places the organism in Eukaryota, Fungi, Chytridiomycota, Chytridiomycetes, Spizellomycetales, Powellomycetaceae. Bases 345 to 1241 code for a protein of 298 amino acids. The transcript is spliced from 3 exons. The record is from RefSeq and is a predicted model, not a curated record. Gene Ontology annotation, molecular function: protein binding.
CAGAGUUUCGCCCCAAGAGCCAGUCAAUGUCCGGUGAUAUAGGGUAGGGGGUGGAUCCGACAGCCUUUAUCUUUGCAUUCUUUGCGUGCCAGGUCGUGACUCGUGCUGUCAUCAAUAAUCGCGUGUGUCACGCAACCCCCGUUCUGGAUUCUACUGUACUGUAGUUGCGCAGACUUCCCUCAACCCAACCAGAAACAGACUGCGUUCGCCUGCGAUUCGCAAAACCAACUACGAACACAAGCACUUCAACGAGCUAACCUGAUAUAGCGGCAACCAGUGUGCAGAAGAGAGAGUCAGCCUGAAAACAGACACCAAAGCGCCUUAGAGCCGUCGCAUUCGGCGCAAUGGAAGUGUCCGGAUACCCAAGUUACACCUCGGAGGCUGGCCACGCAAUGGCCGAGGUACCAAAGGAGGUUUGGGCUCUGGUCUUCACGUUCGUCGAGGACGUCGACCUCCAGACCCUUGCUCGAGUCUGCCGCCUGUUCCAUAUACUCGCGACGGACCGUAUCCUUUGGAAAAUCUAUCUGGCAUCCCGUAACCGUCGCCGAGUCUCUUCCCGCCUUUUCCACAUGCCCCAACGACCCUCUCGUCGAGACUUGGUAGCUCUGAACAUUCUGCGUACCACCCCUUUCCGAGAGAACAACGGAACAACCUACGUGAACAGCCCGGUCCGUGUGGCCCACUGGGUAGCGCAGCAAUCGAUCCGCAAGUUGUUCAUCUACAAGUCGUUGGGGAAGUCAUUGAGGGACCGGCCGUCAGUCGAGGAGUUGGCUUUGAGGAACGUUAUUCCCAUGGCGGAUGUGAGAUGCCAAGGCACUGUGAGCAGGUCAGGGUCGGAUGUGGGGGACGGACUGGGCGCCCCCUGCUCGCCGAAGUUGAUGACCAGGGCACUCAAGUUGAACAAAGCGCUGAAGGAGGACAAGUUGAGAAAGUCGCUGCGGAGCAGGAUCACCGUCGAGGACCUUAGGAAGAUGGGCGUGGCCAAAACCCACCAAGUUAUGAAGUACUGCGCGUACCAUCCCACUAUGCUCGCCACCCAGGUCGAGCUGGACAAACGCCUUACCUCAUCUCGCAUCUUCACAUCCCUGAACCACCGGCCCACGGUCGAAUCUCUGGAAUGCAUGAAAGUACUGCGUACGAGCCCUACCACAGCUGCCAUGCUCUGUCCCAACAUUAAGCCAAAGUUGCGGUUCUUUGAGGAUCUGAGCGCUUGCUCGGCUGUUAGCGCUGAAGUCGCUUGAACUCGGCCACUCUCUUUGUGCUGAAGGCUGCCUCUCGAUUGAGAACAGGAGCCAUAUUGGAAUCCACCCUUUCUCUGUCGCAUACUUUUGUAGUCCCCUCCUCCCUUUAUCCGCUGUAUAUACUCUAGCUUUCCCCUUUUGCUUCUCGGUAGGCGUUUAUUCUGUACAUUUUGGUAGAUUCCUCGGCUCCCUCCUCAUUUUUUUUGUAGAUCACUCAUUGAACGAAGCUUUUCAUUACUUGCUCCCCGCUUCUUGGUCUCCUCCAGCAGCCGGUAGAAUGCAUUCGGCUUUGAGGUUUGAAGUUCUGCUAACUCUCCACAUCCAGUCCCACCCACGUAUCAUUGCAUCCCCCUGCAAAUUCAAUUCAAUUUCCGCUGUGGCGACCCUUGAAGUUGGG